UAAUAAUUUUCACUAAAACAUGGAAUUCUUAUCGAAUAUUAUUGCACAAGCAAAGAAGGACGGAUUGACUGAUCUGGCUGGUAAAGGUAUCCAACUUCAGGUCAUAGAGGUUGAUAGUGCUACUCAGGGUGAUUCUGAAGCUCUUUGAGAGUGGACUAAGGUGAUGUUAUGGGAUGGAACCGAUCAGAUCAAAGCCAAGAUUAAGACUGAUGUAUUUACCAAGAUGACUAAGAAUAUUGAAAAAUACUCAGUGAUUAAGUUCAACGCAUGCUGCUUCUCUCAAGAGAAGAACACCAAAGAGAAGACCUUAGUAGUAAAACCAGAAGUAGAGGUCAUAAAGCAGUAUGCUCAUAAAAUACACUCUGAAGAGGAAGUAAAGACUGAAAAGGCUACAUUAGCCACUUGUGCUAAGAAGACUACUGAGAUAGAAGAUCAGAAAUAAAGAAGAUACAGAUUUGGUCAAGGAGAUUCAACAGAGGAUCAAACUUCUAAGCUUAGACGAUAAGGAUGCUGAUGAUGAUGAAAAGAAGAAUGAAGAUGAAGAGCAUGAUGACUCAGAGAAUGAUGAUAAAAGUCAACAUGAUGAUAAAUAUCAAUAUUUGCCUAUUUCUCAGAUAAGCGUAUGUCAUAAUUAUCAGAAAACAGAUUGGGAGGUGAAAGCUAGAGUUGCUGAAGUCUCUAAGAUCAAGAUCUUCAACAAUAAUUGGAGUUAUCGGUACAGAGGUCAAUCUUUUAGAGUAGUCAACAUUAUCCUUUCAGACUACUACACUGGAGAUGAGAUUGAAGGAGCUUUCUACAAUGAGUUAAUCGAGAAGUUCUUCAAUGUACAGAAUGGAGAUAUAGUUGCUCCUACAUCAAACCCAGAUCAUAUCCAACAAGGUUGAGUGUAUAUCAUCUCAGGUUGUACAAUAUUGGACAACAAGAUUACCAGCCCUAUAAAGCACAGAAGAAAGCUGAAUUUCAAAGAAUACUCUGUUGUGAAGAGAUGUGAAGCUCCUAAGAAGAAGUCCAAAAGAAAGGUCAGUUUUACCUACCAUCACAAUCUUGAGAACAAGAUAGGUAAACUAGUGAACAUAUCUGGAAUUGUAUCGAAGAUAGAUAAACCAUCUAAUGAAGAACCUUCUGAAGCUACUUCAACAAGUGUCUCUCUUGAUUUACUGAUAUUUAAUAGCUCAGAAGAAAAGGAUUUUGAAAAAGUUAGCCUGCAAAUUUGAGACAAAGAGGCCACCAUUGUUGGAAUCACAGAAGGAGAGGUUAUAUUUGCCUUGGAUUGAGAAAUCAAGAAGGAAGGAGAAUUACUUCAAAUUUUGAGCAAUGUACAAAACAUAAGAAAGGGCAAGAGCAUUGAAAAGCUUGGAUGGACAAAGAAACUAAAACUGGCCUAUCAAAACAUGGUUACAAAGAUUGCUUUAAAAGAAGCUCAAAGCAAAGGAAAAGAUUGACUAGAGGAAUCUAAAAUUGAAGGGUCUACUAUAAAAUGUAAAGUAGUUAUUCCGCCAAUAAAUUACAGUCAAAAUCACCUACUUUUUACUCAAAAGUGAAAGACUUGUAAAAAUUAUCAAGAUAUCCAAGAAGAUAAUAAGAUCAACAAAGAAGAGUUUUGCAAACAUUGCAAGUUUGAUUCAGAAUUCUCACUUGAAUACAAAAUCCAAUGCAGUAUCGUCCUUGAAACUGGAGCUACUUACCAGUGUGUCAUGAAGAACUUAUGAGCUCACGAGAUCCUACCAAAACCAGCUUUGAAACUCUUCAAAAUGAGUGAAGAUACAAGAAGAGAGUUACUCGAGACCUGAACUAAGGAUUACUCAAAACUAGAUUCAUCCUCUACAAACGACUCCUUCUGUGAAGUAAUCCUUGACAAUCCCUUACCUAAUGAGCAAGACGAAGUCCCAAAAUCCUACAGUGAAGACAUAGAUACCAAAGAUACCCAGACCUACUAUGAGAUCAAGCAAAUAACAUCAUUACACUAA
Moneuplotes crassus is the source of this 1967-nucleotide messenger RNA. The record is from the annotation of a GenBank genome assembly. NCBI's taxonomy places the organism in Eukaryota, Ciliophora, Spirotrichea, Euplotida, Euplotidae.